CUCAAUGUCAGUGGCGCUGAGGCAAGCGUUGCGGGGGAGAAGGGCAGCGGGUGUAGCUGCCGUUUCCGUUUCCAAGGUUCCGACCAGUACGCGGGCCUCUCACUGUUGUGGUCUCUCCCGUUGUGGAGCCCAGGCUCCGGAUGCGCAGGCUCAGUGGCCAUGGCUCACGGGCCUAGCCACUCCGUGGCAAGUGGGAUCUUCCCGGACCAGGGCACGAACCCAUGUCCCCUGCAUCGGCAGGUGGACUCUCAACCACUGCGCCACCAGGAAAGCCCAACAUUCUUAAGUAUAUAUGCUGUGAAAAGUCUUUUCUGCCAGUCUUCAGGUUUUCUCAUAGAUGUUGUGCUCGUGGGAGGAGGUUGCUGAGCACUUCCACAUGGAGGUUGGCACAGGACCAAACUCGAGACACACAACUCAUAACGGUUGAUGAAAAAUUGGAUAUUACUGCUUUAACUGGUGUUCCAGAAGAGCAUAUCAAAACUAGAAAAGUCAGGAUCUUUGUUCCUGCUCGCAAUAACAUGCAGUCUGGAGUAAACAACACGAAGAAAUGGAAGAUGGAGUUUGAUACCAGAGAGAGAUGGGAAAAUCCUUUGAUGGGUUGGGCAUCAACGGCUGAUCCGUUGUCCAACAUGGUUCUAACUUUCAGUACUAAAGACGACGCAAUUGCCUUUGCAGAAAAAAAUGGAUGGAGCUAUGAUGUUGAAGAGGGAAGGGUUCCGAAACCAAAGUCCAAGUCUUACGGGGCAAACUUCUCUUGGAACAAAAGAACAAGAGUAUCCACAAAAUAGGUUGGCACGGAUUAUAUCUCUGCUUCAGACUGUGAAUAAAGUCAGCUAUUCAGUAUUUACAGUCCGCGUAUAUUACACCUCAAUCUCCUAAUAAAUUUGACCUUUAAACUCCAGA
Molecule: messenger RNA, 903 nt
Organism: Physeter macrocephalus (sperm whale)
Lineage: Eukaryota; Metazoa; Chordata; Mammalia; Artiodactyla; Physeteridae
Gene: NDUFS4
Product: NADH:ubiquinone oxidoreductase subunit S4
Exons: 7
Coding region: 222-788 (188 amino acids)
Biological process (GO): electron transport chain
Source: RefSeq, a predicted model, not a curated record